GCUACGCGAUAGGCAGAGUUGACGUGUAAACUCAGGGUGGGGAGGAUCAUAAUGCCUUCGCCCAUGCAAAAUAAAAGGGCUAGUCUGGUGUGUACAGAAGAAAGUCGAGUGCUGCGCGCAGAAACAAGGUGAGCCAUCAUGGCUGCUGUUUACACGGUAAACGGAGGUCGUAUUGAGACAAACGUAGAAGAAUUAUCCGUUGAAAACAAGCAGCCGGGUGUCAAGAAGACCGUUGUCUCCCCACUACCCAUGAAUUCCAAAAUUAUUAAAGUGGAACAGUCAAGCGAGGACGAAGAUUCAAGCAACGCCGAACCAACACCAACCAAGCGUCGCCCCGAAACUGCAGUGAUGGACGCUGCCCCAGCCAUAGCAAUCAAAGAAGAACGCAUCGAGGAAGACGAAUAUGUCCAAAUAAAGUUAGUCGAUGUCGACGAGAGUUUGGAGAGAACCCCAAACAAGGAGUCUGACAGAGACAAUGAAAGUGUAGACGGGGAUUGGCUUUUCCGCUGUGUGGAUUGCGGUGAAGCCUUUGGUCAGAGGGAGGCCUACCUGGAGCACCAACGUGAACAUAUCCACGAUGGCCCUAUAGUCUGCCUGGACUCGGAUGCGCAGUGGGAUGAUCUGCUGGUCUCUGAGGAUGGGGGCCGCCGAACAUUGUGCUGCGCCAUUUGUGGCCGAAGGUUCUCCAGUUCAAGGGGCUUUUUCACUCACCAACUUAAGCACCGCAACCAAGCCCUCAAACAGGAACCGGGGGCCGAAGUAGCAGUGCCAAAGCAACGUCUUUUUGAAUGCGAAUACUGUGGCAAAACCUACUCCUCAAUCGGCCUCUGCCUCAACCAUCAACGUUCACACAAACAGGCCUCCAAGUCUGUUUUCCACCAGUUGGCUCACCUCAAAAAAAAGUCAUUUCAGUGCCCUACUUGUGGCCGCUCUUACUCACGUGCUUCGGCUCUUGACGCUCACCGUCGUUGCCAUGAAGUCAAACUGAUCAAGUCCCGCAACAGUGGUGCAGAGAAGCCUCUUUCCACUCCUGAGCCCGUGGUUGAAAACGGAGACGUGGCAAUCGUGGAAGACAAAAAGCACAAACUGCUCUAUGAGUGUCGCGAGUGUGGACGAGCGUUCAGCACCACCACUGGCUUGAGUACACACCAGCGCUUCACCUCGCAUUCCAAAUGCUCGGAAGUAAAGCUGAAGGAAGACGCGAAGAAGUCAUUUAGUUGUUCCGAAUGUGACAAGAGCUUUCUGACAAGUACUGCUCUUGCCAUCCAUCAGCGUUGGCAUAUCAGGCGGGCCAAAAUCGGCAACAGUGGACAAUCUUUUUCGUGUGAGGAAUGCGGGAAGAUCUUCACCUCUCUUACCUUUUACGAAAAGCACCAGCGGGUGGUGCACAGUGGAGAGACACCAGCGAAGUCCUUUUUGCAUCAGGUAUGCCAGCUGAAGAAGAAGGCAUUUGAGUGUCAAGACUGUGGGCGCCGUUUUUCAAGGGCCACGGCUCUUCAGUCCCAUCAACUUUGCCAUACUGAUGUUUUUGGCAAUGCCACUGAGAAGGCGGCCACGCAGAAACCAGUCACCACCCCAACAUCUUUGUCUCCACCACAGAAAUUGUACUUGUGUGACAAGGUAAAGCCUGAAAGCUUUGCUAUUGGAGCCCUGGUCUAUUCCCAGGAAACCCCUCAAGCUAAUCAGGUUAGCGAAGACCUUGGCUAUAAUGAAGCUGAUGACCACGCAGUAGUGGAUGAGAAUGAAAUUGAUGAUUUAAUUGUGGAAGUUGUAAGCAUAAGUGGAUCAGAUGACUCCUUCAGAGAAAAUGAGCCAGAGCCAGAGCCAGUGUCUGAGUCAAAAACUGAGCCUGAGAUGGAGUGUGAUUCACACCAGGAAGCAAAGAAAGGAAAGGUUCCCCUGAGCCUUUUGGAUGAGGCACCUCCUCCUUUGAAAUCAAAGGCAGGUGCUGAUCUAGAAAUGGACUAUGAGGCAAAACAAGUUGAGAGUGAGAGAAACCCACCACAAAAGACAAGCUUUGAUUGCCCAGAGUGUGGUCGGAGGUUCUCCAGUGCUAGUGCUAUACGCUGUCACAGGUUGUGGCAUAGAGGACCAAUGGGACGGGCUGCAAGUAUCAAAACCUGGAAGCGGAAUGCUCCCACACAGGCUUAUUUGGAAAAUGGUCUUUACAAAUGCAAUGAGUGCGGCAAGGAGAGUACCACACUUAACUCGCAUUACAACCACAUGAGGCAGCAUGAAGAUCCAAAACCUUAUAAAUCUUUGUCAUACCAACUCGCAGGGCUGCAGAAGAAGAACUUCAAAUGUGAAGUGUGUGGAUUGCGUUUCUCUCGAGCAUCUGCUUUGCAGUCUCACCAGCAGCACCACGCAAAGCAAGUGAGAAUAGAAAGAACACACAAGUGUGCACAUUGUGAGAAGUCAUACUCUAGUUAUGGUGCUCUUUACAACCACCGCAAAGCUUGCCAUUCUGUUGAGGACAAAAGCGAUACAGCAGUCAGCAUUAAGAAGGAAGUGUUCAAUCCUAGGAAGACACUGCUUGGUCCGAAGGUUUACCACUGUGAGCAGUGUGGGAAGGGUUUUUGGUCAUUUGGCGCAUUCUCUCAGCACAAGCAAAAUCAACAUUGCACAGAAGUCAAGGAAAACAAUGACACAUCUGAACCACUUACCUCUGUCAAUGGCCACACCCGUUCCAUUAGUAAGAGGGCUACCUGCCCCAUUUGUCGCAAGAGGUUUCGUCAUAGAGGGAUUUUGGCUUGUCACAUGAAGCGACAUCGCUCUGUGCCACAAAUGAACCACACGUGUAAGGUAUGUGGGAAGUCCUAUCGCAUGCUCACCUGUUUCCUCAAGCACCAACAGGUGCAUGACUCUGAAGGCAUCCCACCCCCGGUGAAGUCUUUUGAACAACAAAUAGAGCAGCUGGAAAAGAAUACAUACAGCUGCCCAGAUUGUGGAAAAAGAUUCUCCCGUGCUAUGGCCCUCCAGUUCCAUAUGAGGAGCCAUGGUUAUGAGACUGGAUACCCAUUUUCCUCAUUGUCAAAUUCUGAUGCUCAAGUAUUCAAGUGUUCCUUUUGUCCUGCUCUUUUCUCUGUUGACACGGAAUUGCAAGAUCACCUCAGCAAAAAACACAGUGGUUGCCUCAGUGAGGUCACAGAACAAACCAGUGAGCUUGCACAGGGUGUAUCCAACGACUCAUUAAAGUCUGUUUCUGAUGCUCCAAAAAGGUCCUUAGAUUGUGGGAAAUACCAAUGCAAAGAGUGUGGGAGAAGGUUCUCUGUAAUUGGAGCUCUGAAUUUCCAUAAGAGAAUUCAUCGUAAGAGUCAGACUGCUGUAGACGUUUCAAGCUCCUCAGUCUCCGUAGUUCAGGAGACGAAAUGUAAAGAGGAGGGCAUUGAAAGUAAAGGUCUGUACAUUUGUCCAGAAUGUGGCAGGAGCUUUGGCACCAACUCGGCUCUGGGGACGCACAGACGGUGGCACACUGAUAAGAAGUUUGCAAGCACUUUAUCAACUGAUACGUCUACCUCCAGGAAGGACAAGACUGUGAAUGAGGGGCCUUAUCGCUGCAACAUAUGCAGGAAAGGAUUCUUCUACUAUUGUGUUCUUCGACGACACCAAAUGCAUCACCCAGAAUCUGAAGCCCAGACACAGCCUGAGUCUUCACUUGAGUCCACUCAGGUGUCCAGAAGCAAUCCUUCAAGCAAGAUAUCCUGUCCAAAAUGUGAGAGAAGUUUCCCCCGUGCCUCCAUCUUGGCUACACACUACCAGACUCACCAUGCCAAUGUCUCUGACUGUGACCAGUGUAACCUGAGCUUCUCUUCAGAGAAUGAUAUGCUGAAGCAUCGUUCCCAGGUUCAUUCUGGUGAAGAAUGUGCCCAAAUUGGGGAACCAGUCUCAGAGAAGCCAGCAUCUGCAACCUCAAAGAAGGUUAAGCUAAAGCUUCACGGUUGCCCUGACUGUGGUAAACGUUUCUACAAGGUUAGAGGAUUACGGGCACAUCGAUGGCAGAUGCAUCGCAAAAGCCGAAAGACUGCGAGCUCUAAAACGGCAUCCAAGUCCUUCAUUUGCACUGGAUGUGAGAAGCGAUACAGUUCUCAGGGGGCACUCUAUAAUCACAGGAAAGUCUGUGUAGUGACAGAGAGGAAAUUAAAAUCUGUUGAGGCGGAGGUGCAGGACCCCGUACCACCACCUAAACUCCCUGAACACACGUAUAAAUGGCUCUUUAAAUGUCAUAAGUGUGGCAAAGCUUUCCCCAGUCUUGAAAGACUAGAAGCUCAUAAAGACAUAGCCAAAAGCCGGCCAUUUUGUUGUGCGCUGUGCUGCCGUGGCUAUUGGACGGAGACGCAGCUCCAACAGCAUCUUGUCUGGCAUGAUGAGGUCCGUCGACGCCUUCCAGCUGACCUACGAUAUAGGCUCAGCACAUUUUCAGCACCCACUGAGGUCGGUCCUAAAUCUGAGGACUGUGUCACCCAGUAUACCCAAGAUCAGACUACUGCAGCCACCACUGGUACUCCGUCACGUGUGCAUUACAAGUGCCCGCACUGUGAAGAGACGUUUCUAAAUUUCCUUGCCCUACAGCAGCACCAGACCGUACACAGCAUGGAUGACCCCUACCGCUGUUCUUUGUGUCCCCGAACCUUUAGCCAGAUCCAUGAGCUCAUUGACCAUCACCAGGAAUGUAUGAGUGAGAAAAAAGAGCGGAAUGAGAAUGGAGGGGACUCGAUCUUGGUAGAUCGAGCAAGAGACGGCGAUGGCCUGACUUGCAUUGACUGUGGAAUCACAUUUAGUCGAGAGGUGGAGCUUCACCAGCACUACAUUGCGCAUGCUAGUGGUCAAUACUGAGUUAUUUGUGUGACUUGAACCUAAAACCUAGCAUGCAAACUCUCAGAAUACACCUUUUUGGAAACUGCAGUGAGGGUGUGGUCUGGGUACAUUCAGUUAUUUAACCUGAGGAAGUCUUAACACUGACUUUCCACUGGGGAAUUUGUGUGUGCUUGAGCAUUAGUUCUCAUUAAACUCUAACCGCACUGUGGCCCAAGCAAUGUCUCACUUGUUUAUGUAUUUUCAUAGUUUUUGCCUUGUUUAUGUAUUUUCAUAAUUUUUGCCAGAGAAAGUUGAUCUAGAGACUUGCUAGCAAUUGACUGAUUCUGGCACACAACAAAUCAUGGCAGUGGUGGGAAAUUUUUUUCUAACAAGUAUGCAACGAUGCAAAAUAGGGCGGAUGUUCUUGAAUCUUAAAUACCUUCUUCAGGUCAUAGUAAAAUAACCUUUUCUCUUUUCUCAGGCUCUCGUUUGAACUGGACUUAUGCCUAAAUCCAAUUGCUAAAACAAACGUUUGUUCAUGUAUACAGGUGCCCUCCAGAAAGUUAGCUGCAAAUCUUUAUUCCUAAUAUUUUUUAAGUAUUAAAAAAUAGUUUAAACCUUUGUCUUUAUUAAUAUGAAACUGGUGCUCCAUAUUUUUUGUUUGUAAAUGGUCGUCAACCUGCAUUAAGUAGACAUGUUUCUGUUAAGCACACAAUUCUGAAAAUGUAAUUCUAUUGUAAAGGACAUGAGCGAGGGAGAGGAGUCCUGAGGUUGAGACUCACUACACUACCUGUCUUUAAAAAGAGCUCAUUAAAAUUGGAUGCACUUCUUUAUUUUACAGUUUGUAAUUUAAAUCUUGACAGGAAGCAAGGAGAUCUGUGCAGAGAAAGGUACUAGUGUUUACAAAGGGUGUGUUGUAGGUGGUUAUUUGGAUCGGAGUGCAAUGAUCUUUUAGCAAGUAUUCAGUUUGCCCAUCACAUCUGGAUUUACAGUGAUCUGCGCACUAAGUGUCGUCUUCAAGCCCGUUGUUACUAGCAUGACGUCAUGGAUCAGCCCUUCAUGUGGUUAUGACUGACAAUUCACUCUUGGUUUGAUUAUGAAUACUGGUUAUACCUUUUCUGUGUACACUUAAUUGAAAACUGAUAUUACUAAGUGGUAUUGUAUGCAUUUUUCUAUAACAACAGAAACUUGAAAGUUAUCAGUAAAUGUAAUACCAAAGUUCAUAGUACAUUUGAAUCUGAUUUUGCAUAUAUUAUGUUGUAUUGUGUGAAUAGCUUAAACAUUUAGCAAUUUGUGGUCUAAAAAUAAAGUAGUUUAGAUCCUAAAAAUAAAAUUCUUAAACUAUGUUCUCUGUCCCAACUUUUGACUACACCCUUGCAGGUGUUUAAAAAACUUCUUUGUAUGUGUGCGUUCCAUAAUUUACUGCUAAUGUUUGUUUUUUUAGUUUUGAUUUUCUUUUCUUUUCUGUCACAUAAUUGAAGUUUCUUUUAAAGUAUGUUCAGUCUGUAUAUACCUUAGAAUUAUUUAUACAAGCACAGCCAAGAAUGUAGUCUUCAAAAUCAGGAAGUAUUUAAUUCUAAAUAUGUAGAUGUUCUGGUUGAAAAUUUGUGCUUUUAAAUAUAUGUCUAAACCAUUUUCCAGUCUGAUCUUCUUAUGAUAGUCAACUUUAUAUAUUUCUAGAAGGUGGCAUAUAGUUGCAAGCCUUUUUUCUCCAAUUGAGCAUAAAAUCUAUGUUAUGAAAGGUACCAUUACAGUGGUUAGUUAGUCCUGGUCCUUAAGAAUUCCAUGUCUGAAUAGUCAUACAGCCAGAACUUAAAGGCUGCCGUAUUUUUGUUUGUCUUGGUGUUGAUUGGUAACUGAAUACAGGGCCUCUGCAAAAUUAUACAUGUGAUGUUUAAGGGUUUACGCAUUUUUCUCGUAGAAUAUCUAGGACUAUUUACAAGUUGAGUGCAAAAAAAGGGGUGUACAACUUUUAAUACUAGAUCCGUAACUAGGGACAGGGAUAUACUUACGGUUUUCACUUUUUCUGUCAAUGACAGAUCAUAGGAGUUGCCUUGCCGAAUGUAAAUGACAAAUGGUCAUGUUACUGCCACUGCAGCCCAUACAGCCACAGUUGUUCUUUUACAAUUAUGACAAACCCAAAAUAGGAACAAAUGUAAACCGUGAUCAAGAGGUUGUCUGUGUGGUGAAUGACUGCUGGCUGUUGUCGGUCCGGACACAGCUGUGUUAGCCAGUCCUCCAUUUUGUUUUUGUUUCAGAUCUUCACACUGGCACCGGAAACUGUAGACCUACGUAAUUCUACCUAUUCAUAUUCUGCACUGUAAAUGUUUAUUGAUCUUUGCAAUCUGGUUUAGAUGAUUCAGUAAAUAUUGAGAUGAUAAUGGAUGAUACAGUAAACACAACAUGUUCCUUCAGUAGAGUUUCAUUAAUGCCUGUAAAAUGUUGGACACUGUAGUAGGUAUCAAUGUCUACACAGAAUUGUUUACAGAUAAGCUGUUCUGUUUACAUUUGGAACAAGCUUCUGAAAGUGUAUUUGCAAUUCCCUCCACAGCAUUCUGAAAUUAAAGUAAAUGUGGCAAACUACUUGUUUAUGCGUGGUAGCUAAGGCAGGUAGGACAAGUUUCGUAUACACAUUUCUGAAAACUUUGUAACAUUUGAAGCUAUGUUUUAGCCCUUAGUUACAUUUGCUUUGCAAUGAAAGUCCACUUACGGGUUGUGUUUGGAUCCCUAAAUAAACAUUCUUAACUUGAA
Anguilla rostrata (American eel) is the source of this 7545-nucleotide messenger RNA. RefSeq names its product zinc finger protein 595. Gene Ontology annotation, cellular component: nucleus. Lineage: Eukaryota; Metazoa; Chordata; Actinopteri; Anguilliformes; Anguillidae. The record is from RefSeq and is a predicted model, not a curated record. Gene Ontology annotation, biological process: regulation of transcription by RNA polymerase II. Gene Ontology annotation, molecular function: DNA-binding transcription factor activity, RNA polymerase II-specific; RNA polymerase II cis-regulatory region sequence-specific DNA binding. Bases 139 to 4833 code for a protein of 1564 amino acids. The transcript is spliced from 3 exons.